Cucurbitaria berberidis CBS 394.84 is the source of this 837-nucleotide messenger RNA. RefSeq lists its product as uncharacterized. The record is from RefSeq and is a predicted model, not a curated record. Bases 1 to 837 code for a protein of 278 amino acids. The transcript has 4 exons. NCBI's taxonomy places the organism in Eukaryota, Fungi, Ascomycota, Dothideomycetes, Pleosporales, Cucurbitariaceae.
AUGCGCGCUACCCCAGAGAAUGCAAGCAACAAGAAGAAGCCUCAAAAGGAUGGCAAGAAAUUAGAGGCUAAGGAGAGACGUGAGCAAAAGAAGAGGGAAACCCAGAACAAGAAGAAGGGAGCUGGGCGAGUCAUUACAAAUGAGAGUCACUCUCUCGUCAUUGCUCUUAGAUCUCUCACAAACAUCUUCAUCAAUACCCAAUACCAAAGCUUCUAUAACAAGUACCACACAUAUAUAUCCCUCGCGAUGGCAGAACAAUCCCACGAUCAUGCUACUGAGCCAAAGGACCACGAAGCCUCGCAGAACUGUUAUGUUCACCAACCCGCCCCGCCCCGUAGGAAUCGUCCACAUCCAAAGGAGGAGGAGGACACUGACUCGGAGGAGGUGGAAAGAACGGCCAGGGAACAGCGUGAGAGAGCGGUCGCGGAGUACUUUCGAUCCCUCCUUGACCAGGCUGGGAACGAAACGAGUGGAAAUGAACAGCCCAGACCAACGAGUGUUGAAGCAGUGGUGUCGAAUGCUAGUCAAGCCGUGGAGAGUGUGAACGAGGGUGUGGAAGGGGAGGUAGCUGGAGCCGCUAAUCCAGGAGACACCUCAGGUAUGUCAGAACCCACCAAAAACAUCCAGAACAUCAAGAAUGGCAUCGUAGUCCUCCGCACAAUCAGCAAGUGGGCCGACAAAGCUGCCUUGGCGCUUGAGAAACUUGAAAGACAGGAUGCGUCAAGGCCAGCGAGAGAUAGACAAGCGCGAAUACCGACGCAUAAUGCGCGGAAGAGAGAUGAUGCGGGGGAGAGGGCGGAAAGCCAGAGAGUGGAGAAGAAGCCGUUAUGGUUAUGA